Myotis daubentonii (Daubenton's bat) is the source of this 6215-nucleotide messenger RNA. It is a transcript of the gene ALK, whose product is annotated as ALK receptor tyrosine kinase. Lineage: Eukaryota; Metazoa; Chordata; Mammalia; Chiroptera; Vespertilionidae. The record is from RefSeq and is a predicted model, not a curated record. Gene Ontology annotation, molecular function: transmembrane receptor protein tyrosine kinase activity; ATP binding; protein binding. Gene Ontology annotation, cellular component: plasma membrane; signaling receptor complex. Gene Ontology annotation, biological process: protein phosphorylation; cell surface receptor protein tyrosine kinase signaling pathway; multicellular organism development.
CCAGGCAGAUGCGAUCCAGCGGCUCCAGGGCAGCAGCGGCAGUAGCAGCUGGCACCUCCCGGCGCUGCCGCUGUCCGGAGGGUCGCGGGGCAACGCGGCACCUUCCAGCCGCCCUCCGGCCAGCCUAUCCGAAGCUGCGGAGGCUGCCGAUGGGUGAGAACGGGGCAGCAAGAUUUCAGGCUCUCCUGCCCUGACUGCUUUCAUUCUGCUGCUGCCACUGGGGUGCUUUGGUAGUGCCUGAGAACUCUGAGAAGAGACGCGGGAGAAGAGCAAGGAUACUGCUUCAAACUUGCGCUGCGGAGGCUUGAGCCUCCGCUUCACAGCGGGGGCUCAGUUCAAGCCUAGAAGUUUAGCUAGCGGUGCAAUCCAAAGACUUCCUGCUCCGGAGGGUCGCAGGAGGGUGCAGGAGAAAGCAGUCUCCGCCAUCGCCACCCCUUCCUCCCCUUCCUUCAAGGGGCGUGAGGCUCGGAGGAGCCCAAAGAUGUGCAGCAGCCGUCCAGGACAGCAGACAACAGCUCGGAGCCACUGUAUCCAGCUGGAAAGUUGAGUUUUGGAGGCCAGUCGAGAGCGGACAGACCACAGAUCAGGCCAUGGGAGGCAGGAGAGGACAGUACCCAAUUGCCACCUACCUUCAACCAUAGUAGUUUCUCUCCUUCCAGAGGGCAGCGAGCUACAGACGCGGGGCGCGGGGCCGCGUCACAAAAGAGGCACAGGGUCUCGGCUGCUUAGCCCAGUGCACUUCAGGGUUUCUUGACACGUCCCUGAGCGUUCAGCCCCGUUUUACUGAGACUCCUGCUGGGCUCCGUGCAGUGGGAGGAAAGCGAGAGAACCGAGUGCACGCAUAAUUCCAUAGAAAUCAGGUGGAAGGAGCCUUCAGGACCAAGGACUGUUUGGAGCCUCUUCUCAGUUGGGAAGAGAAGGGCGAGGCUGGAUUCCGGAGAGUCUGGAGACUAAUAUAAAUAACCUUUCUGGCGGGAUGGGAGCCAUAGGACUCUUAUGGCUGCUGCUGCCUCUGCUUUCAGCGGCAGCCUCUGGCCCUGGGGCCGAGAGCGGGACCAACCAGAGCGUGGGCUCACUGGCCAUGGGGUCUGCGCUGCAGCCCCGGGAGCCGCUUAGCUACUCGCGCCUGCAGAGGAAGAGCCUAGCGGUGGACUUCGUGGUGCCCUCGCUCUUCCGCGUCUAUGCCCGGGAGCUACUGCUGCCGCCGCCAUCCCCCUCGCAGCCAAAGGCUAGCCGGCUGGAAGCGCACAGCUCGCUGGCUCUAGAUUGCGCCCCAUUGCUGAGGCUAGUGGGGCCACCCCCCGGAGUUAGAACCGCCGAAGCCAGCUCGCCAGCCCCGGCACGGACGCUGUCCAGGGUGCUGAAGGGCGGCUCGGUUCGCAAGCUACGGCGGGCCAAGCAGCUGGUGCUAGAGUUGGGAGAGGAGGCGAUUCUUGAGGGCUGUGUCGGGCCCCCAGAGGAGGCGACUGCAGGGCUGCUCCAGUUCAACCUCAGCGAGCUGUUCAGCUGGUGGAUUCGCCAUGGCGAAGGGCGGCUGAGGAUCCGCCUGAUGCCUGAGAAGAAGGCGUCGGAAGUGGGCAGAGAGGGAAAGCUGUCAGCAGCGAUCCGAGCCUCUCAGCCCCGCCUUCUCUUUCAGAUCUUCAGGAUGGGUCACAGCUCCUUAGAGUCACCGACAAACCUGCCUUCUCCUGUUCCUGAUUCUUUUGCAUGGAAUCUGACCUGGAUAAUGAAAGAUUCCUUCCCUUUUCUGUCUCAUCGCAGCCGAUAUGGGCUGGAGUGCAGCUUUGACUUCCCCUGUGAGCUGGAGUACUCCCCUCCACUGCACGACCUCGGGAACCAGAGCUGGUCCUGGCGCCGUGUCCCCUCGGAGGAGGCCUCCCAGAUGGACCUGCUGGACGGACCCGAGGCAGAGCAUUCCAAGGAGAUGCCCAGAGGCUCCUUCCUCCUCCUCAACACCUCAGCAAACUCCAAGCAUACCAUCUUGAGCCCGUGGAUGAGGAGUAGCAGCGAGCACUGCAGGCUGGCCGUCUCCGUGCACAGGCACCUGCAGCCUUCCGGGAGGUACGUCGCCCAGCUGCUGCCGCACAACGAGGCUGGAAGAGAGAUCCUCCUGGUACCCACUCCGGGGAAACAUGGCUGGACGGUGCUGCAGGGAAGAAUUGGGCGCCCGGAGAACCCGUUCCGAGUGGCCCUGGAGUACAUCUCAAGCGGAAACCGAAGCUUGUCUGCAGUGGACUUCUUUGCCCUGAAGAACUGCAGUGAAGGGACAUCCCCAGGCUCCAAGAUGGCCUUGCAGAGUUCCUUCACUUGCUGGAACGGGACAGUCCUCCAGCUUGGCCAGGCCUGCGACUUCCACCAGGACUGCGCCCAGGGAGAAGACGAGGACCAGCUCUGCAGUAAGCUCCCUGCUGGUUUCUACUGCAGUUUCGAGGAUGGCUUCUGUGGCUGGUCCCAAGGAACACUCUCACCCCACGCGCCCCAGUGGCAGGUCAAGACCCUAAAGGAGGCCCGGUUCCAGGACCACCAAGGCCACGCCCUGUUGCUCAACACCACUGAGGUCCCCACUUCCGCGAGUGCCACCGUGACCAGCUCCACGUUUCCCGCACCGAUGAAGAACUCUCCAUGCGAGCUCCGAAUGUCCUGGCUCAUCCAGGGAGUCUUGCGGGGAAACGUCUCCUUGGUGCUGGUGGAGAACAGAACCGGGAAGGAGCAGAGCAGAAUGGUCUGGCACGUUGCCACAAAUGAAGGCCUGAGCCUGUGGCAGUGGACGGUGCUGCCUCUCCUUGACGUGGCUGACAGGUUCUGGCUGAAGAUUGUCGCAUGGUGGGGACAAGGAUCCAGAGCCACCGUGGCUUUUGACAAUAUCUCCAUCAGCCUGGACUGCUACCUCACCAUCAGUGGGGAGGACAAGAUGCUGCAGAAGACAGCACCCAAGUCAAGAAAUCUGUUUGAGAGAAACCCCAACAAGGAGAUGAAACUCUGGGAAAAUACACCAAGAGAGACCCCCAUCUUUGACCCUACAGUUCACUGGCUAUUUACCACGUGUGGGGCCAGUGGGCCCCACGGCCCCACGCAGGCCCAGUGCAACAAUGCCUACCGGAACACCAACCUGAGCGUGGUGGUGGGGAGUGAGGGCCCCCUCAAGGGCAUCCAGACCUGGAAAGUGCCAGCCACCGACACCUACAGCAUCUCGGGCUACGGCGCUGCCGGCGGGAAAGGCGGCAGGAACACCAUGAUGAGGUCCCACGGCGUGUCUGUGCUGGGCAUCUUCAACCUGGAGAAGGACGACACGCUGUACAUCCUGGUCGGGCAGCAGGGGGAGGACGCCUGCCCCAGCACAAACCGAUUAAUCCAGAAAGUCUGCAUUGGAGAGAACAACGUGAUAGAGGAAGAAAUCCGCGUGAACAGAAGCGUGCACGAGUGGGCAGGAGGGGGCGGAGGAGGGGGCGGAGCCACCUACGUAUUUAAGAUGAAGGACGGCGUGCCAGUGCCCCUGAUCAUUGCGGCUGGCGGAGGUGGCAGGGCCUACGGGGCCAAGACGGACACGUUCCACCCCGAGAGGCUGGAGAAUAACUCCUCAGUUCUAGGGCUCAACGGCUACUCCGGAGCCGCAGGUGGUGGAGGUGGCUGGAAUGAUAACACUUCCUUGCUCUGGUCUGGAAAAUCUUUGCUGGAGGGUGCCACCGGAGGACAGUCCUGCCCCCAGGCCAUGAAGAAGUGGGGGUGGGAGACCAGAGGGGGUUUCGGAGGGGGUGGAGGGGGGUGCUCCUCAGGUGGAGGAGGCGGAGGAUAUAUAGGCGGCAACGCAGCCUCAGACAAUGACCCUGAGAUGGACGGAGAGGAUGGGGUGUCCUUCAUCAGUCCCCUGGGCAUCCUGUACACCCCGGCUUUAAAAGUGAUGGAAGGCCACGGGGAGGUGAACAUUAAGCACUACCUCAACUGCAGCCACUGCGAGGGCGACGAGUGCCACCUGGACCCCGAGAGCCAUCAGGUCAUCUGCUUCUGCGACCAUGGCACCGUGCUGGCUGAGGACGGGGUCUCUUGCGUUGUGUCGCCCACCCCCGAGCCCCGCCUGCCACUCUCACUCAUCCUCUCCGUCGUGACCUCUGCCCUCGUGGCCGCCCUCGUCCUGGCGUUCUCCGGCAUCAUGAUCGUGUACCGCCGGAAGCACCAGGAGCUGCAAGCCAUGCAGAUGGAACUGCAGAGCCCCGAGUACAAGCUGAGCAAGCUCCGCACCUCAACCAUCAUGACCGACUACAACCCCAACUACUGCUUUGCGGGCAAGACCUCGUCCAUCAGUGACCUGAAGGAGGUGCCACGGAAAAACAUCACCCUCAUUCGGGGUCUGGGCCAUGGUGCGUUUGGGGAGGUGUAUGAAGGUCAGGUGUCUGGAACGCCCAACGACCCGAGCCCCCUGCAAGUGGCGGUAAAGACGCUGCCUGAGGUGUGUUCCGAGCAGGACGAGCUGGAUUUCCUCAUGGAAGCCCUGAUCAUCAGCAAAUUCAAUCACCAGAACAUCGUGCGCUGCAUCGGAGUGAGUCUGCAGGCCCUGCCCCGGUUCAUCCUGCUGGAGCUCAUGGCGGGAGGGGACCUCAAGUCCUUCCUCCGGGAGACCCGCCCUCGCCCGAACCAGCCCUCCUCCCUGGCCAUGCUGGACCUUCUGCACGUGGCCCGGGACAUUGCCUGCGGCUGCCAGUACUUGGAGGAAAAUCACUUCAUCCACCGGGACAUUGCUGCCAGGAACUGCCUCUUGACCUGUCCGGGCCCUGGAAGAGUAGCCAAGAUUGGAGACUUCGGAAUGGCCCGGGACAUCUACAGAGCGAGCUACUACCGAAAGGGCGGCUGUGCGAUGCUGCCCGUGAAGUGGAUGCCCCCAGAGGCCUUCAUGGAAGGAAUAUUUACAUCCAAAACAGACACGUGGUCCUUCGGAGUGCUGCUGUGGGAAAUAUUCUCUCUUGGAUACAUGCCGUACCCCAGCAAGAGCAACCAGGAGGUCCUGGAGUUUGUCACCAGCGGAGGACGGAUGGACCCCCCGAAGAACUGCCCUGGGCCUGUAUACAGGAUAAUGACCCAGUGCUGGCAGCACCAGCCCGAGGACAGGCCCAACUUCGCCACCAUCCUGGAGAGGAUCGAAUACUGCACCCAGGAUCCAGAUGUGAUCAACACGGCCUUGCCAAUAGAAUACGGCCCACUCGUGGAGGAGGAGGAGAAAGUGCCCGUGAGGCCCAAAGACCCUGAGGGAGUCCCUCCUCUCUUAGUCUCUCCCCCCGCAGGGAAAGGGGGGGACAGGCAGGACCCAGCCGCCCCGGCCCCCCUGCCCUCCACUUCCUCGGGCAAGGCGGUGAGGAAGCCACCGGCGGCAGAGGUCAACGUUCGAGUCGCCAGAGGGCCGGCUGUGGGAGGGGGACACGUUAACAUGGCAUUCGCUCAGUCGAAUCCGCCAUCUGAGCUGCACAAAGUCCAGCGAUCCCGAAACAAGCCAACCAGCCUGUGGAACCCAACCUACGGCUCGUGGUUCACAGAGAAACCUGCCAGGAAGGCCCGCCCUCCAGCACAGAAGGAACCCGAGAGGGGAGGCCCGGGGCCCGGGGGCCCCAUCCCACCCAGCGCUGCAGCGGGAAGAGUCCCCGGGGCUUCCCUGCUCCUGGAGCCAUCCUCGCUGACUGCCAGCGUGAAGGAGGUGCCCCUGUUCAGGCUGCGUCACUUCCCGUGUGGCACUGUCAACUACGGCUACCAGCAGCAGGGCCUGCCCCUAGAGGCCGCCGCCCCCGGGGCCAGUCACUACGAGGACACGGCCCUCCAAAGCCAGCCUGGGCCCUGAGCCGGGCCCUCGCCUCUUUUCCUGGGGAACCCUGAGCCCAUGGAGGGGGGCGGGCCACGGCUCCUCCACACGCCAGACCAAACGCCACUUUUCCUUUCGUGCCAACUUGUUUUGAAGAGCCACAUCAAAGCUGUAUUUUCCAAAUGCUUUCGAGAGGUUUUGAGCAUGGGUUCAUCCUAUCAUUUCAAAAGAAAAACAUGUCAUACAGACAAGUGGGAGGUACGAGGCCCGGAUUUGGCUGCAUAAGGUUGUCGUGCGCGGCUGAGGCCCACGUCCUCGGGCCUCCACAGCUGGGGGGGGUCAGACGAGCUGCUCACUCACGAGGCCCGCACCUGGAGCCAGGGAUGCGCCCUAACCUGGGUGCUGUGGACUGGACCACUGGGGGGGCGGGGGG